GAUGUGGAAGUGGAAUGGGGAGCUCGCCGGUGGGGAUCUGUCAGGGCGAUGUCAGUGUCUUGAGAGCCACAGCGCACGCCUGACCUUCCGGCAAGGUGACCGAGAUUAGAGCACAUCAGCUCCGAGACUUAUUCUCUGUUGGAAUUUUGUGGUGAGCACUUGUCCAGUGACUCUCCAGACGCGUCCGGAGGCCCAUUGAGUGUUGUAGCCCAGGAGUUCGCGAGUGAUUUCUGUGUGUUGUGGAAUCUUGUGAGAUUUUGGAGUCAUGUCGAAGCCUCAGUCGGACAGUGAGAAGCGCAAGCAAAUCAGCGUCCGGGGGAUUGCCCAGGUGGAGAAUGUGACUGAGGUGAAGAAGAACUUCAACCGUCAUCUGCACUAUACCCUCGUCAAGGACAGGAAUGUGUCCACACCGAGAGACUACUACUUUGCUCUGGCUCACUGUGUCAAGGACAAUCUCGUGAGCCGCUGGAUUCGCACACAGCAGUACUACUAUGAGAAGGAUCCCAAGCGCGUCUACUAUCUAUCCCUGGAGUACUACAUGGGUCGCUCCCUUCAGAAUACAAUGAUCAACCUAGGACUCCAGGGAGCUUGUGAUGAAGCCAUGUACCAGCUGGGCCUGGACAUUGAGGAGCUCGAAGAACUCGAGGAAGAUGCAGGUCUUGGAAAUGGUGGCCUAGGGCGACUGGCUGCUUGCUUCCUAGACUCAAUGGCCACUCUUGGACUCGCAGCUUACGGAUAUGGUAUCCGCUACGAGUACGGAAUUUUUGCACAGAAGAUCAAGAAUGGAGAGCAAGUGGAGGAACCUGAUGACUGGCUGCGGUUCGGCAAUCCUUGGGAAAAAGCCCGUCCGGAAUACAUGAUCCCCAUUUAUUUCUACGGCCGCGUUGUUGAUGAACCGAGUGGAAAGAAGAAGUGGGUAGAUACUCAAACAGUUUACGCAAUGCCCUACGACAACCCAAUCCCUGGAUAUAACAACAACGUAGUCAAUACCCUGCGCCUGUGGUCAGCAAAGAGCCCUAUCGAUUUCAAUCUGAAAUUCUUCAACGACGGUGAUUACAUUCAAGCUGUGCUGGAUCGCAACUUAGCAGAGAAUAUCAGCCGCGUGCUCUAUCCAAAUGAUAAUUUCUUCGAGGGGAAGGAACUCAGGCUCAAGCAGGAGUACUUCAUGUGUGCAGCUACCCUCCAGGACAUCAUCCGAAGAUACAAAUCCUCGAAGUUUGGCUCAAGAGCUGCUGUCCGAACAAACUUUGAUGCUUUUCCGGACAAAGUAGCCAUUCAACUGAAUGAUACUCAUCCAUCUUUGGCCAUUCCGGAGCUCAUGAGGAUCCUUGUGGACAUUGAAGGCUUGCCAUGGGAGAAGGCCUGGGACAUCACAAAACGCACUUGUGCCUACACCAAUCACACCGUCCUACCAGAAGCUCUCGAGCGCUGGCCAGUUUCUAUGCUGGAGAGCAUUCUGCCAAGGCAUCUACAAAUCAUCUACCAUAUCAACUUCCUACACUUGCAAGCGGUGGAGAAGCGCUAUCCGGGAGACAUGGACCGGCUUAGGAGAAUGUCACUGAUUGAGGAAGAGGGAGAGAAACGUGUCAACAUGGCUCAUUUGUCUAUCGUCGGAUCACAUGCUGUUAAUGGAGUGGCUCAGAUUCACUCAGAUAUCCUCAAAGCUGACAUCUUCAAACUCUUCUACGAGAUGGAACCCGAAAAGUUCCAGAACAAAACCAAUGGAAUCACCCCCAGACGCUGGUUGCUACUCUGCAAUCCCGGCUUGGCGGACCUGAUUUCACAGAAAAUUGGUGAUGAAUGGCCAGUUCACCUAAAUCAGCUUGUUGCUCUGAAGAAAUGGGCCAAGGAUCCCAACUUCCAGCGCGAUGUGGCUCAAGUGAAACAGGAGAAUAAACUCAAACUGGCCCAGAUCCUCGAAAAAGAGUAUGGGGUGAAAGUCAAUCCGGCUAGUAUGUUUGAUAUUCAGGUUAAACGAAUCCAUGAGUACAAGCGUCAGCUGCUUAACUGCCUUCACAUCAUCACACUGUACAAUCGCAUCAAGCGAGAUCCCACAGCUGCUUUCGUGCCCCGAACCAUCAUGAUUGGUGGGAAAGCUGCUCCGGGAUACUACAUCGCCAAGAAGAUCAUCCAGUUGAUCUGCGCAGUGGCCAAUGUGGUUAACAAUGAUCCCAUUGUCGGAGAUAAGCUCAAAGUGAUCUUCUUGGAGAAUUACCGAGUCACCCUGGCUGAGAAGAUCAUGCCAGCGGCUGAUCUUUCUGAGCAAAUCUCAACUGCCGGAACCGAAGCUUCGGGCACGGGCAACAUGAAAUUCAUGCUGAACGGAGCCCUCACGAUAGGUACUCUCGAUGGGGCCAAUGUGGAAAUGGCCGAAGAGAUGGGCAAUGAUAAUAUCUUCAUCUUCGGGAUGACAGUAGAGGAAGUGGAAGCACUGAAGAAGCGUGGCUACAAUGCCUAUGAUUACUACAACAGCAAUCCGGAUAUCAAGCAGUGUGUAGAUCAGAUCCAAGGUGGAUUCUUCAGUCCUAGCAAUCCCCAUGAGUAUAAGGAUCUAGCUGAUGUCCUACUCAAGUACGAUCGCUACUAUUUGUUUGCUGAUUUCGAGUCUUAUAUCAAGACUCAGGAUCUUGUCUCGAAAACUUACAAAAAUCAAUCGAAAUGGCUCGAAAUGUCCAUCCACAACAUUGCUUCUAGUGGCAAAUUCUCCAGUGAUCGCACAAUUUAUGAUUAUGCCACAGAAAUCUGGGGAUGUGAGCCGACGUGGGAGAAGCUUCCAGCUCCCCAUGAGCCACGCGACUAAAUCCCAAGUGUUGAAAGAGAACUACAAAGAAUUCUGCAGUGCCAUUGGGAAAACAUCUAGGAACACUGCCAUUAUCAAUCGUCCAGGGGCAGGAAAUCGAUGAGACAAAGAUAUUUUGUGCAUAUUACGUUUUUUUUUCUUUUAUUUUGUGAAUAUUAUCGCUUAUCAUGUAAUCACUUUUUUGAAAGACACUGUGCUUUGUGAAUAAAUAUUAAUUGUGGUCAAAA
Molecule: messenger RNA, 3027 nt
Organism: Phlebotomus papatasi
Lineage: Eukaryota; Metazoa; Arthropoda; Insecta; Diptera; Psychodidae
Product: glycogen phosphorylase
Exons: 5
Coding region: 266-2800 (844 amino acids)
Biological process (GO): glycogen catabolic process
Cellular component (GO): cytoplasm
Molecular function (GO): glycogen phosphorylase activity; pyridoxal phosphate binding
Source: RefSeq, a predicted model, not a curated record